AUGUACAGAGAAAUACCGAAGGCAGAUCAUAAAGUAGAACGUCCCUACAACCCGAGAUAUAAUGCAAAUAUUUUUGAAAUCAUCACAUAUUGUUGGAUGUCAAACCUAUUUAAGAUAGGACGGCACAGGGAUUUAAUUGAAACAGAUUUGUAUACGACAUUAGACGAUCACACAUCAUCAUCAUUAGGCGACCAAUUAGAAAAGACAUGGAGGUCGGAAUUAGCCCAUGCAUAUUCAGUGAAUCGAAAGCCGACAUUUUUAAGAGCUUUGAUCCGAAUGUUUGGUGCCAAAUAUAUGUUUCUCGGAUUUAUACUUUGCAUACUUAACACUAUAUUCAAAGUAUCUGAACCUAUAUUAGUUGGUGAACUAUUGGAAUAUUUCAAUCCUGACUAUUCCAAAAACUCUGAUAUAAGAUAUGCAUACAUAUGCGCAUCUGGUUUAGUAAUCAGCUUAUUUAUAACAACAAUCAUAGAGUGUUUAACGUAUCAGGAAGUCUUCAACGACUCGAUGAAGGUGCGAGUUGCGUGCUCAUCUCUAAUUUAUAGAAAGACAUUAUUUCUGAGCAAUAAAGCUCUUGGUGAAACAACAGUUGGCCAAAUGAUAAAUUUGAUAUCGAAUGAUGUAAAUCAUAUCGACAUUGCAUUACAAAAAUUACAUUAUUUAUGGAUUGGUCCUUUGCAAACAAUAGUGGUUACAUAUUUAUUGUGGCAGGAAAUUGGCGUGUCCUCGUUGAUUGGAAUAUCAACCUUUUUUUUUUUUAUCCCGUUACAAGGUUGGAUGGGGAAAAAAAUUUCUGAAAUCCAUUUAAAAACGACAAAGAAGACCGAUGAGAGAAUACGUCUAAUGAAUGAAAUCAUUUUAGGAAUACAGGUGAUCAAAAUGUACACUUGGGAAAAACCUUUUAGUAAACUUAUUGAAUAUGUGAGAAAAAUGGAAAUUGAACAGAUUAAAGAAUCGACAUUUAUUGGAUUCAUUUCUAUUUCGUUCAAAGUAUUUCAAACAAGAUUUCAACUAUUCGUCAGUAUCAUAUUGUACAUUUUACUAGGAAAUCACAUAUCUGUGCACAAAGUUUAUGUUCUUACAUCAAUAUACUCUGUGUUGCAUGUGUCAAUGGUAGUACUGUUUUCUUCUACUUUGUUGAACAUUGGUGAAUUUAUUGUAUCCAUUAAACGCAUCGAGAACUUCUUAUUACUCGAGGAAAAGAAUCAAAUAUCAAAAUGUUCAAAAUCUGACAGAUCAGUGAAAUAUGAUGUUAUUAAAUCACUAAUUGCUGAUGAAAAGAUUAAAAACGACUAUGAGGAAUUUGAAAACGAAACUGAACUUGAUGGUGAUAAUGGUAUAGUUAUUUUAAAUGCUACUGCGAAAUGGAUGGACGAUCAAAUUAGUAACACAUUAGAAAAAAUUAAUUUAACCGUAAGACCUGGACGAUUGCUUGCAGUUAUUGGAUCAGUAGGAGCUGGAAAGAGUUCAUUAAUACAAGCAAUUUUACGGGAAUUGCCAAUUUUUGAAGGUAGAAUUUCAGUGCAUGGGGUAGUGUCUUAUGCACCACAGGAACCGUGGAUAUUUUCUGGGUCCGUUCAACAAAAUAUUCUAUUUGGAUCGCCGAUGGAUAAAGAACGAUUCAAACAAGUUAUUGAUGUAUGUGCACUAAAAAGCGAUCUUGAACAAUUUCCACUUGGCGAUGAGACCAUAGUUGGAGAAAGAGGAAUAACCUUAAGUGGAGGACAAAGAGCUAGAAUUAAUUUAGCGAGAGCGGUGUACAAACAAGCAGAUAUUUACUUACUGGAUGAUCCUCUUUCAGCUGUUGAUGUUAAAGUUGGCAAGCAUUUAUUUGAAAAAUGCAUUUUAGACUACCUAAAAGCAAAAACAUGUGUUCUUAUUACGCACCAAGUACAAUAUUUAUCUGACGUUGAUCAAAUUGUUCUAAUGGAUAAUGGUAAUAUAGUUAGUGAAGGAUCUUAUCAAGACCUAAAAGCCUCCAGUUUUGACGUUGCAAAAUUAUUCGGAUCUUCAGAGGAUACUAAUAUUGAAAAUGAAAAUGAAACAACUAAUAUAAAAAUCAAUAGUGCCAAAUCAUGCUUGGUUUCUUCUCUGCAUCAUGGAUCCAACAAGAGCAUUAUAUCGUCUAAAUUUGAAAAUCAAAUUAGUAAUGACAAAGCUUCAAAGCCCAAUUCCAUUUCACAUCCCCAGUCAUAUGAAUAUAAUUCCAAAAAUAAAUUUAUAUCAUACAUUUUGGCUAGUGGAAGCACAACUAACAUUUGUUUUUGUAUUUUUAUGUGCAUUUUAACUCAAGUUCUAAUUACCAGUGGGGAUAUUUGGCUUAGUUUUUGGGUCAAUCAGGAAGUUUAUGAAUUUCAUAAUUUUUUUAAUACAUCUCACGAAACUAAUACAUCAGUGCCUCGUGAUCCAUAUUAUAAUGCAUCAGUAUCUUUGUUGUCAAAUUUCCAGCAACAUUUUGCUAUUAUUUAUGUCUUAUUAAUUGUUUCCCUGAUAAUAUCAGGUAUCAUCAGGUCUGCUAUAUUUGUUAAAAUUACUACAAAAGCUUCAAUAAAUUUACACAAUCAAAUGUACAAUUCUAUUAUAAGAACCACCAUGUUUUUUUUCAAUACAAAUUCAUCAGGGCAGAUAUUGAAUCGUUUUUCUAAAGACAUGGGAGAGAUGGAUAAAAUCUUACCAAAUAUUUUUCUGGAUGCUAUUCAAACUAUUUUGUUUAUUUUGGGAACUGUAUUUAUUGUUGCAUCAACUAAUAUUCAUCUUACUAUACCAACAUUUAUCGUGGGAGUUAUAAUUUACAAACUAAGAUAUUUGUGUUUUAAUACAUCUCAAUGUGUCAAAAAGUUAGAAGGAACUACACGAAGUCCUGUAUUAGCUCAUAUGAAUGCAUCAUUACAAGGUUUAACAACAAUAAGAGCAUUUAAAGUAGAAGAUAUUUUAUCUAGAGAAUUUGAUAAACAUCAAGAUUUACAUACCUGUGCUUCACAUUUGUGUACCUGUUUAAAUCAAGGAUUUGGGUUUUGGUUGGAUAUAAUCUGUAUUAUUUAUAUUAGCAUUGUAAUAUCCAGCUUUUUAUUAAUCGACAACAAUGUGUAUGGAGGAAGUGUUGGUCUAGCCCUUACACAAGUGAUGGCAUUACUCGGUAGGACUCAAUGGGGGAUAAAACAAUACACAGCUUUAGAAAUCCAUAUGGUACCAGUUGAAAGAAUAUUCGAAUACACAAAUUUGCCACUAGAAGAAACUCUUCAGUCUACUACUAAAAAAACACGACCAAAAGGAUGGCCUUAUUCGGGCAAAAUCGUAUUCAAAAAUUUUAAUUUACGUUACAGUUUAGAUUCACCAUAUAUAUUGAAAGAUCUAAAUAUUCAAAUUCAGAAAAUGGAAAAAGUGGGUAUUGUUGGUAGGACCGGUGCAGGAAAAUCCUCUUUUAUUGGAGCAUUGUUUAGAUUAGCUCUGAAUGAAGGUAAAAUCAUCAUUGAUGGUGUAGAUAUACACGAAUUAGAACUGAACGACCUCAGAUCUAAGUUGUCCAUUAUUCCUCAAGAACCAGUAUUGUUUUCUGGGACAAUGCGAACAAACUUAGAUCCAUUUGACGAAUACCCAGACCAUGCACUUUGGAAUGCUCUAGAUGAAGUAGAACUUAAAGACUUUGUAGAGGAUUUGCCCGACGGUCUAAACUCGAAAAUGUCCACGAGUGGUUCAAAUUUCAGUGUUGGUCAAAGGCAAUUAGUUUGUUUGGCUAGAGCAAUAGUACAAAAAAAUAAAAUUCUAAUAUUGGAUGAGGCCACUGCCAAUGUUGAUCCAAUGACUGAUAAGUUGAUUCAAAAUACAAUUAGAAAUAAAUUUAGGUUUUGCACUGUACUAACAAUUGCUCACCGUCUAAAUACUAUUAUGGACUCCGAUAAAGUAUUAGUUAUGGAUUUUGGAAAAAUAAUUGAAUUUGACCAUCCAUAUAGUUUGUUGAAAAACACUGAUGGAUUUUUCUACAAAAUGGUAGAACAGGCGGGAAAGGAUACUGCAUACUUUUUACAUAGUGUGGCAUCUGAGAAUUUUACAAAAGUCCGAACUCCAGUUGAUGAAAAAAUCUGA
Messenger RNA from Macrosiphum euphorbiae (potato aphid), 4083 nucleotides. NCBI's taxonomy places the organism in Eukaryota, Metazoa, Arthropoda, Insecta, Hemiptera, Aphididae. The record is from the annotation of a GenBank genome assembly.